GGGGUAGCCUUUACCGUAGGUACAUUUUAUGCUCAUUUGUUAGGGUGUUCUAGGAAUCCCUACGUAAGAUUUCACGGUAGUGUAAAUAUUUUAUUUACGCUAAGAAGUGAUUAUAAGUGA
Molecule: messenger RNA, 120 nt
Organism: Funneliformis caledonium
Lineage: Eukaryota; Fungi; Glomeromycota; Glomeromycetes; Glomerales; Glomeraceae
Source: the annotation of a GenBank genome assembly